Molecule: messenger RNA, 1241 nt
Organism: Phalacrocorax carbo (great cormorant)
Lineage: Eukaryota; Metazoa; Chordata; Aves; Suliformes; Phalacrocoracidae
Source: RefSeq, a predicted model, not a curated record
CUGUGUCACCAGGCAUGUACAGGAGUUUGUAUAAGAGAGACUACCGGUGGUGCAAGGAGUACAAGUCACCUAACAAGGAGGAUAUGCAGAAGUUGCAGACUGCAGACUCCCAGCUAAAAGCCAAAGAGUUUGCUGCACCCCAGGAGGAGCGGACAAUGACCUACAGCGACAGCCUUGUCUGGCAGGGGAGAGAAGUCGUCCCAGCACCGAGCGUCAAAGCCAGCAGUCGUGCUGAUGAUGCAGGAGGGAGAAAGCCCGAAGGUAGUGCUUCCAGCCCUAAAGCCUUGCAGCAGAGAAAGCACUUUACUUCAGUCCUUCCCAUUGCAGAAAGCUACCUACCAAAGUACUACCCCGCCACCGAACUGGCAGCAACCCAGGGAGAGAAAUCGGAGAGGCUGCAGGCUCUUGCUGAGCAGGAGAACGAGCUGUCUUAUUGCCAGCGUCUUCCAGCUGCUGCUCAGACUGCUGGAACAGCAGGGAUGUUGCUGCGCAGGCAGAAGCUGGCCCCGGACUGGGCAACCUACCAGCAGUUAACCCUGGAGAUGUACCGGGAAAGGCAGCACGAUGCUCAGCAAAACAGGAGCAUGGUCCUGGGCUCGUCUGUUUUGGUGGAAGAGUGCUUUGACCUUGGCUGGAGAAGUACCUACAACACAGAUUUCCGGCGGUGGCCGGGAGCCCGUGGUGGAUACUGCAGAGCAAAUAAAAGCCUUUCUCACAUUUUCACCGAAGAUGAGCACUUAAACCAGAACCGCUGGGUAUCCGAGUACAAGGACAGCUACAGCAUUUUCAUGUGGAGGCCGAACUGGUCGUCACAAAUCCCCACCGCGGGGCUGCGCUCUGGGCUGCCCUUUGGGAAGGGGAUUGCGAUGGGCACAGCCUAGUGAGUGGUGCUACAGGUACUGUGGAUAUGUUACCUACGCUGUUCUGUGAUUACAGCUCCUCGGCCCUCCAAGCUGUCUGUGUGAUAUUGUCCAUCACAAUAUGUGUUCCAUCACUCUGGAAGCCUGGAAAACUCCUCUCUUCCAAACCCAUGACUGUAUUUAUCAAAUAUCCAUAUUUAUCAAAUACCUGUGAAGUGUUUGGCAUGGACAUUUUUAAGCACAUAUCAUCAUUAAAAUCUCCCAAGAGCCUGAGCUUUUAUCAUUGGCAGAAGAAGGCUUUUUUCGGGACAGUGCAGGCUAAAAUCUCUCAGGCAGUUUCAAUUUAUAUAGUUUAAAGAAAACUUACCAAUAAACUUUGUC